Cladophialophora immunda is the source of this 2337-nucleotide messenger RNA. RefSeq lists its product as uncharacterized. Gene Ontology annotation, biological process: transmembrane transport. The record is from RefSeq and is a predicted model, not a curated record. Gene Ontology annotation, molecular function: transmembrane transporter activity. Lineage: Eukaryota; Fungi; Ascomycota; Eurotiomycetes; Chaetothyriales; Herpotrichiellaceae. Bases 306 to 2222 code for a protein of 638 amino acids. The transcript is spliced from 2 exons.
UAGCUAUGGACCAAGUUUCAAGACACCUUCGACACACUCUUUCACGCCCUGGAGACAUCUUGGACAUGCCAACCUCGUCAGCGACGACUCGAUAUCCUUAGCGCACCCUGCAUCUGUAUAUGCGGUUCAUGAAACCCCCAGCGCCUCGACCUCCUGCUAGGAUACCUGGCGAGUGGCUCUCCAUCCUGAUGCUUCCCACCCGUCGGUGGUUCUGUAGCCUCGCCUACUGACACAAGAGCUGCUGCUCUCGACCUCGACUUUACCUCUCACCACCAGCAUCAGUCCGGUCUGACCUGCUGUCCACCAUGGAGAGCGCCACUGCGACUGUCACCAGAGAGCCAUCGACGCUCGACAGCAGAGCCAGCGCCAGCAUCGACAUGAGCGACUCUGCCAACACACAUGGGCAACAGCACCGCAAUGGCUGUUCCCUGCCAGCACCGCUCCAAGACGACAUCCCUUCCCUGCCUACCGAACCGAAACCCUUCAAGCCCACUCGGCGCUUCUGGCUGGUCAUGAUGUCCAUCUCGGCCAUUUCGCUGUGCGGCUCCGUUGAAGGCACGAUUGUGGUCAACGCGCUGCCCACCAUCGCUGCAGCCCUGAGCCGCAGCGGCAGCGCCAACCUGUACCUGUGGGUGCCCAAUGCCUUCUUCCUGGCAUCCAUCGCCGUGCUCCCGCUGUACACCCAGGUCAGCGACAUCUUCGGCCGCCGGAAGAUGCUGCUGGGCGCGACCUCGCUGUUCGUGCUCGGCUGCGCCCUGGGCGGCGCCAGCACCUCGAUGACCAUGCUCAUUGUCGCUCGCACCGUCCAAGGCGUGGGCAGCGGCGGGGUCGACACCCUCUGCGAGACCAUCAUCCUGGACCUGGUGCCGCUGCGCGAUCGCGCCAAGUACCUGUCGUACGUGUCCAUCGGCACCACCCUCGGCUACAUUGGCGGUCCCUUCCUGGGCGGCCUGAUCGUCGUGAAGCUAGGCUGGCGCUGGGUCUUCUACCUCAACGCCAUCCUCGGCGGGGUUGCACUUGUCAUGUUCUUCUUCUUUCUCCGAGUGCGGCACCGGCGCGGUCAGACCUUGUCGUCCCAGGUCAAGCGCAUCGAUUUCGGCGGCAACGCGAUCUUCAUCGGCGCCGUCGUCGCCGUGCUGCUGGCACUGACCUGGGGCGGCCCGGUGUAUCACUGGGACAGCGCGCGAAUCCUGGUGCCCCUGGUGCUGGGUCUCUUGGGCCUGUGCGCCUUUGUUGCAUUCGAGUGGACUCCUCGCCUCGCUCCGGAGCCCUCGUUCCCGCGCGCCAUCGUGUCCAACCGCACGUCCUCGGCGGUCCUCGCCAUGACCCUCGUCAACUCCAUCACCAUGUACGGCACCUUCUACUUCCUGCCGGUCUACUUCCAAGGCGUGCUUGCGAAAUCCCCGGUGGGCUCGGGGAUCGCCCUGGCCCCCAUCUCCGCCUCGGUGAUUCCCUUUGCCGUCGUUUCCGGCAUCCUGCUCUCCAAGGUCGGCAAGUAUCGACCUGUCCAUGUCUUCGGCUGGUCCGCCAUGCUGGUCGCCGCGGGUCUGUGCAGUACUCUCGACCGCGACUCGUCGACCGCGGCGUGGGCCUGCUUUGAAGUCCUGGGUGCCGCGGGCCUCGACGCGCUGUCCAUCUCCCUGCUGCCGGCGCUGCAGGCGCCGCUCGCGGAGCGCCACGCCGCGACCUCCGCAGGCAUGUAUAGCUUCGCCCGCGGCUUCGGCGCCAUUUGGGGCGUCACCAUCCCGUCCGCCAUCUUCAACAACGUCGUCAAGCGCCACGUCACGGCCGCCGGCACCGGUGACGGAUCGGCGUUCGCCACGAAUUCAACUCUCGCCGCGCGCCUUGCCGACGAACAGGCCUACCAGCUCGCCACCAGGGCCUUUCUGGACUCCCUGCCGUCGUCGUCGGAGAGCAUGCUCCGCGGACAGGUCAUUGCCGUCUUCGAGCGCGCGGUCCACGCCGUCUUCUACGCCCUGGUGGCCUUUGCCGGCACGGGCCUGCUUCUGGUGUUGUUGGAAAAGGAAGUCCCAAUGCGGACGAAGAACAAGACCGAGUUCGGCCUGGAUGAGGGUGAGGACCGGAAUCACGACGGCGGUAUCGACUAUGGUGACGGGGUUAAUAUGGCCGGCGUCCCCGCUGCUACUGCUGGAGGAGGGAGUCUACAUUGUGAUAGGAGUGCUAGUGCUGUCGACGUGAUUCAACUGGAAGAAGUAAAGUAGGUCGGGCUCUAUAGAGGAAGCGCGUAUCAGCAACCCAAUCGCCGAGCGCGUUUCUCUCCUCGUGUGUAUUCUGAGUUGUACUUCGUCCCUCCCGAAGCUGUAUAGUAGUCGUUCA